ACGCCCAGCAUCGUUGCUGAAAGUCGGCAUGGAUAGUACGUGGACCCACGGCGGAGAAGACAAUACCAAUUCGGAUCGUGCAGUGGGUGACAUUGUGGCGUUAUUUCCGCCGAAGUCUUCACCGGACGAGUUCGGCAUUUGGUAUCAAUGGGUCUGACUUUUCCCAUUACGAAUUCUGACGUCGGACACCGUGCAUGGCGGCUACAGAACACCCAAUGUGAGGUUCUUAUAGCCAGGCCGCACCCAUCGCGCAGCGUCCCUGGGAACCGUCUUCCGCUAAUCCAUUCUCACUUUCCUUCGCGUAGCGUCAUGGGACUCGACGCUCGUGGGAGUUUACUGCUAACGGACGUAGGGAUCGCCACUCCACGUAAAAGCGUUCUAUCAGCAGUCCGUCGCUCUAUAUCCGACCUGGUAUAACUAACCCGGCAUACUUCUUCAUAUAGCUCACAGUCUCUCCUCUGCUACUCAUCGGACUCGCUAGGUUUUCAUCUCUCCCAGAUGGCGCAACUCCCGGUGCUUGUCGCGUCGGCAUUCAUCUUGCACUUGUUAUGGCGGUUAUUACGAAAUUACUUUGUGAAAUCCCCAUUGGACGUGAUACCAGGCCCUCCUUCUGGGUCAAUCAUCGGAGGGAACAUGUUCCAAUUGCUGGAACAUAACAGCUGGGACUUCCACGAUCACCUCAUCCACACUUACGGGCCUGUAGCCAAAAUCCAUAGCUUCCUUGGUGCGAAGUGGCUCCAUGUUUACGAUCCGAAGGCACUGCAUAGCAUCUACUUGAAGGACCAAGACAGCUACUAUCGGGGCGAGCAGUCGGUCAGUGGUGUACGUCUCACUCUAGGGCCGGGAUUACUCGGAACUUCUGGUGCUCUGCACAAGAAGCAGCGCAAGAUGCUCAACCCCGUCUUUUCCGGAGCACACAUGCGCAACCUAACGCCGCUUUUUUAUGAUGUCGCUGGGAAGCUUCGAGUGGCCAUCGAGACUCGCGUGAAGGAGGGUCCCCGGGACCUCGACGUCCUUGGGUGGAUGGGUCGCACAGCACUUGAGCUUGUUGGUCAAGGAGGUCUGGGUUACUCCUUCGAUCCUCUGACUGCCGAGUCUCGCGACGAGUUCACAGAAGCGGUUAAAGCAUUCAUCCCCGCUUUCGCCGACUAUCCGUGGAUUCGAUUAAUCACUCCAUAUCUCUCCUACUUCGGCCCAGCCUGGUUCCGUCGCCUCCUCCUCAAUUGCUUCCCGAUCAAGGGCAUUCAUCGUCUGAAGCAUAUCGUAGACACUAUGCACAAGCGAUCGGAGGAGAUAUAUCAUGCGAAGAAGACCGCGAUUGAGAAGGGCGACACUGAUUUGCUGAACGCGGUCGGGGAAGGCAAGGACGUCAUGAGUGUUUUGCUGAGAGAAAACAUGAAGGCGUCUGCCGAGGACAGACUUCCGGAUAAGGAAGUCCUCGCACAGAUGGGGACGUUCAUCUUGGCCGGUGUCGAUACCACUUCGAACGUCCUAUCCAGAGUCUUGCACCUGCUUUCUCAGAACCAGGAUGUUCAAGAUAAGCUCCGUGUUGAGCUCCAUGCUGCACAAGAGCAGUACGGCAGGGACAUCCCUUACGAUGAACUAGGCGCUUUGCCAUACCUAGACGCUGUGUGUCGCGAGACACUCCGCCUGUGGGCCCCGGUGAAUCUCUCCAAUCGACAGGCAAAGGCCGACACCGUUCUCCCACUUUCUCAGCCUUUACGCUGUACUGACGGUACGGUCUUGACCGAGAUACCCAUUCCUAAAGGAACUAUGUUCUUCCUCAACCUGCGUGCAUGCAACACCUGGAAGGAACUGUGGGGCGAGGACGCCCAGGAGUGGAAGCCGGAGAGGUGGCUCAAGCCUCUGCCCAAGGCCGUGGAAGAUGCCCAUAUUCCGGGCAUCUACGCUCAUCUGGUAACUUUCAUCAGCGGUGGCCACUCUUGCAUCGGCUUCAAGUUCUCUCAGCUGGAAAUGAAGGUCGUCCUUUCCACGCUCGUGUCCAAUUUCAAGUUUGAGCUCUCGGGCAAACCAAUAAUUUGGAAUUUCGCGGGUAUCGCAUACCCGACUACCAGUCACGAAUCGUCCAGGCCAGAGAUGACCCUCAAGGUCAGCCUUGCGUCCCGGUGAUGCCGAGUGCAAGCCUGCAUCUAGUGAUCCAGAUGCGCCGUUUUCCUGUUGUAUACCGCUUUACGAGUGAUCAUAUAGCGAAUGCACCAAGUAUAUCACCGCUGGGAAUGCUGGAUUAAAUGGUCAUUAGCGUGAAUUUCUGCGUGGUCGGCUUUCUUGAUAUCUCAACAGCCGUGAUCAUCGCCAUUGCAGCCCUUUUCGACUCCACAGACAUUUUCGUUUGGUUACAGCACUCUCUUCUUGUCAUUUUGUUGCUCUUGCCACACUUCAUUUCCGGACAGCUUAGAAGAAUGUAAUACUCCGGAAUACUCCAUCAUUAUGACGGGCGAC
Molecule: messenger RNA, 2460 nt
Organism: Dichomitus squalens LYAD-421 SS1
Lineage: Eukaryota; Fungi; Basidiomycota; Agaricomycetes; Polyporales; Polyporaceae
Product: cytochrome P450
Exons: 13
Coding region: 499-2130 (543 amino acids)
Molecular function (GO): iron ion binding; oxidoreductase activity, acting on paired donors, with incorporation or reduction of molecular oxygen; monooxygenase activity
Source: RefSeq, a predicted model, not a curated record